CCAGGCACUGUCUAGAAACUCUGGGCUGCCUCUCUAGAUUCCUGACAACAUAUAAAGCACACAGAGACACACCGCUUUUGAAGAAGGCUGUUCAGGAGGCUAAGUUCUUAAAAUCUUCAAAAUAUGUAUAGCUGGUUGGCUGGGCUCCACGCUGUUGGGUGACUGUCAUGUUUUUCUUUGGGUCUGAACACCCAUUGUGAUAUCAUCAAAAGUUCCACGCUUCAUAGAGAAAGCUUCUUUAUGACUUCAUCAGGAGACUCAGAGCUUGCGAGACAACUUGUUUUCAUGGUUAGUCACAGUAAUCUUAAGCUUGAACUUUUAACACCUUGAUGGGAAAGGUGUCUCAUGGAAUGUUUUCUCAUCCUUUGAACACUCUUUAUUUCAGAAGCUUUGCUUCUGCUGCAACCAAAUAUGUCACUCAAGGUUCUGAGUAAGAAAGAGAAAGAAAGAGUAAUUCGCAGACUGUUAAUACAAGUUCCUCCAGGGGAAUUUUCAAAUGCCUUUGAUGAUCUCUGUCUGCUUGUCCGUGAUGAAAAACUCAUGAACCAUCAAGGUGAGUGUGCAGGCCACCGGCACUGCCAAAAAUAUUCUGUACCACUCUUCAUCGAUGGAAAUCCAGUCCUCUUGUCUCACCACAAUGUAGUGGGUGACUACCGAUUUUUUGACCAUCAAAGCAAACUUUCUUUCAGAUUCAACCUGCUUCAAAACCAGUUAAAAGAUAUCCAAAGUCACGGUAUCAUUCGGAAUGAGGCGGAAUACCUGAGAACUGUUGUUCUGUGUGCCUUAAAAGUGUAUGUGAAUGAUCACUAUCCAAAAGGAAAUUGCAAUGUGAUGAGAAAAACUAUAAAAAAUAAGGAGUUCUUGAUAGCUUGCAUUGAGAGUCACAACUAUGACACAGAUUGCUGGAAUGGCCUUUGGCAAUCUAAAUGGAUUUUCCAAGUACAUCCAUUUCUAACCCAAGUAACGGGAAGAAUUUUUGUGCAAGCUCACUUCUUUGAAUGUGUCAACUUUCAUGUUGUGAUCUCCAAGGACCUGAAAGAAAGCUUGGAAAUAGUCAACCAAGCUCAGCUGGCUCUAAGUUUUUCGAGGCUUGUGGAGGAGCAAGAGAAUAAAUUUCAAGCUGCAGUAUUUGAGGAAUUACAGGAGUUAUCGAACGAUGUCCUCAGAAAAAUCAUACGAAGAGAUCUUCCAGUGACCCGCACUCUUAUUGACUGGCAGAGGAUACUCUCUGACUUGAGUCUGGUGAUGUAUCCUGAAUUAGGAUAUGUCAUCUACUCAAAAAGCGUGUUAUGCAACUGCAUAAUAUAAACGAUUGCUCCCGGUAAUUAUCUUGACCUGAUUUAGUUGUGUUCCUGGGGAGUGGUUAUUUUCCUAAAGUUGAGAAGCCGCUAGAAAUACCUAUAACUUGACAAUGCAGGUUUAAAUUAGAGAAAAGCGUAGCAAGUAAUUUUUACUCAGGGAAUAUUUACCAAGAAGGCAAAAAAACGGUAAGGUAAAUGUGUUUCAU
Messenger RNA from Diceros bicornis minor, 1507 nucleotides. RefSeq names its product capping actin protein of muscle Z-line subunit alpha 3 (gene CAPZA3). Gene Ontology annotation, cellular component: actin cortical patch; F-actin capping protein complex. Lineage: Eukaryota; Metazoa; Chordata; Mammalia; Perissodactyla; Rhinocerotidae. Gene Ontology annotation, molecular function: actin filament binding. The transcript has a single exon. The coding region runs from base 412 to 1308 and encodes 298 amino acids. The record is from RefSeq and is a predicted model, not a curated record. Gene Ontology annotation, biological process: barbed-end actin filament capping; actin cytoskeleton organization.